Molecule: messenger RNA, 1237 nt
Organism: Melampsora larici-populina 98AG31
Lineage: Eukaryota; Fungi; Basidiomycota; Pucciniomycetes; Pucciniales; Melampsoraceae
Exons: 4
Coding region: 555-1145 (196 amino acids)
Source: RefSeq, a predicted model, not a curated record
CAAAAAAUUGAACUUGGUCGAUUACUAUGCUUAGAAGAGAUGGCUCAAGAAAUUUGGGAUCGAGAUGCACAUGAUGUUGAUGAAGCCAUUUCCAGACUCGAUGAACACACCAAAAUCAAAAAAAAAUCGAAAAACAACGUUCCAAGAUAGGAUCCGAAGCUAUAUUGAACGAUUUAAAUGCACAAGAACAAGAUCAGAUCUUGAAAAUAUGGUAUGCAAAGCAGGAAGUUCGUAAUCAGUUUGUUGCAAUAUGUGAGCAGAAACGCCCCCUGGAUGUUAGCCGACGUGAUGGGAAGAAUUCGAGCAUUGGUUACAAUGACAAAACUCAUCUACUUAAGUCACUCCGUGACCAGGCUGCAAAAUUAAAGAGCAAACUGGAGACCUAUCAAAAGCUGGUAACAUCAUAUUCUACCACAUCUCCGCAUCGAUCACAGCCGGCAAGCAUCCCCUACCUUGAGCUUCUCGAAAUCGACUUUGAUCACUCCUUCUGGAACGAUGGACUCUUCACCAAUGGACGCGAGCCGUGGGCAGUUGAUUCUAACACACAGUACGGAAUGCGCCAGGUUGCGUACUAUGACCGAGCCAACGAGGAGAUACGCCGAUUAGGGUGGGAAGUUAGAAGAGUGAUGCGAUGGUCAAUUGAAUUGCACCAAUCACUAUCAACUCAUCUUUUUCGACUUCAGGCACACGGGCCUCCUGACGCCGAUCCUCUUCCACUGAUUGACCAUCCAGCUUUGAGCCAGCUUAGCAGUGCGGGUAAGAUCACGGCUUCAAAAAUUAUCUUAAACGAAAGGCUAGUAAAAAUUAUGGACUUGCAAGCGGACUGGAAUAAGUGUCUGGGUGAGGUACUUCAUAACACACCAUCACAAGAAGGCGAUAAUGAUCUUAAGUUGAGCUGGCGAAAUCAAAUCCAAAAGAUUUAUAAUAUGUACUCACAAGAUGUGAUUUCUUUGAACCCAGGUAGGUUGAUUGAUAUGUGGAGGCAAGAUGGUACUCAGGCAAAUAAUCAAGUAGAUGAUGAGGCCUUACCAGAUGUUGAUUUAGAAAGUGAAGGCAUUACUAAUACUGAUGGAGAUUUAUAUGGAGACUUGAGUGAUGAAGAGAUUGAUGCACAAUGGGAGGAUAUCAAUAACGCGAUGAUGUGAUAUCGUUAUAUUUUUGUAAAAGAAUUUAAAUUUUUGCUUUUUAACAAUUUCUUGCUCAUCGGAAUGAACAUGAUCCGUCAAAAUGGUUUGUC